AUGCACUUACCAGAGAUUUCAUCAACUUGGAUUUGCCUUCUGCAUCUUGUGAAAACAUUUAAAUACUCCGGUUUAAAAGCUAAAGGCUUCUGUAAAAAGGGUUACCAGCUACUCAAAGAGACCACUCUCCCGUCCAUGAGGACUAAGCUUUUAAGGGCAUCCACGCAUAUAAGUCCACAAGCCUGCGGGGUUGCAUUCACACCUCGAUUCCAUCCAUCCCAAACAAGUUUUGCAAGACAGACCUGCAAAGCGCCAUUUUCCACGAUCCCUUUUUUUCAGACACCUCACACUACUUUGAAAAUGGCGGCCAGCAACAAGUACUCUUCGCCUAGCUUCACCGGCUUGGUCGUGGAGGCCAUGAAGAAGCACUACCCCGAAGAGCUUGCUGAUAGGCGCUGGGACAAUGUCGGUCUUCUUCUAGGCAACAUCGAAACCCCCGAGUCCCGCCAGGCUAAAUCCCCUGUCGUUCUACUCACCAAUGACCUCACCUAUGCAGUUGCCGAAGAGGCCAUCAAGAAAAACGCCAGUGUCAUCGUCAGCUAUCACCCCUUCAUUUUCUCUGGCCUCAAAUCCAUCACCACAAAAGACCCGCAGCAGGCAACCCUCAUUCGUCUUGCAGCGCAAGGUAUUGCGGUCUACUGCCCGCACACUGCUAUUGAUGCUGCCCCUAAUGGCUUGAAUGCUUGGCUUGGCGAUGUUGUCUCCGGCGGGCCUGUGUCUUCGUCGUCAGCGACGCCCAGCGAACGCACUGUGAUCACGCCCAUCUCACCAUCCGCAACUCCUGCUGGAUUUGAGGGCUCUGGGUACGGUCUGCUGUGCACUUUCCGUCAGCCCGAGUCACUGGCGACUAUUAUCCGCCGCGUGUCGGAGCGUGUAGGCAUGCGCCGCGUCAUGGUUGCGAGCCCGGAUCCAGCAAGGAUCUCAACCGCACGUGUAGAUGCCGUGGCGGUGUGUGCGGGCAGCGGCUGGGAUGUUGUCAAGAGUGCCAAGGCUGAUUUGGUGGUCACUGGCGAGAUGAGCCACCAUAAUGCGCUCAAGGCAGUGCAGGAGGGCAAGACUGUUGUGACAGUCUUCCACAGCAACUCGGAGAGAGGGUACCUCAAGGAGGUGAUGAAGCCUCUGCUGGAGGAAGAGCUGAAGCAGAAGGAGGCGGGCGUGCAGGUUCUUGUGAGCGAGGCGGAUCGGGAUCCGUUUGACAUUAUUGAUGUUUCCGAGCUUUGA
Colletotrichum truncatum is the source of this 1221-nucleotide messenger RNA. RefSeq names its product NIF3-like protein. Gene Ontology annotation, cellular component: cytoplasm; mitochondrion. Lineage: Eukaryota; Fungi; Ascomycota; Sordariomycetes; Glomerellales; Glomerellaceae. The record is from RefSeq and is a predicted model, not a curated record.